AUGGUUAAUAUUGGAACAACUGUGUUGCAGUUUGGAGCUCCAAUUACUGCUCAUGCUUUUAAUAAACAGAAAAAUCAGGUAGUAUUGAGUUCUAGUAAUUGCGUCGAAAUAUAUGAAUCAAAAGAUACUGGAUUCGAGUUUAAGGAUUCUCUUGUAGGCCAUGAUAAAUUGGUAACAAGUUUAGAUUGGGCUCCUCGUACAAAUAAAAUUGUAACAUGUUCUCAAGACAGAAAUGCUUAUGUUUGGAAUCCUUCACAAGAUGGAUCUUGGAAACCGACUCUUGUACUUUUGAGAAUUAAUCGCGCUGCUACAUGUGUCCGUUGGUCUCCAAAUGAAGAUAAGUUUGCUGUUGCUAGUGGUGCUAAAGUUAUAUCUGUGUGUUAUUUUGAAGAGCAAAAUGAUUGGUGGGUUAGUAAACAUAUAAAAAAGCCUAUUCGCAGUACAGUUUUGUCUGUAGAUUGGCAUCCUGCAAAUGUUCUUCUUGCCUCUGGAUCGGUUGAUAUGAAGGCUCGGGUUUUUUCUACAUAUAUUAAAGAUAUAGAUCAAAAGCCUGAGCCAACAGUCUGGGGGACUCGACUUCCAUUUAAUACUGUAUGUGGCGAAUUUUCGAGUAUUACUGGGGGAUGGGUUUAUGAAGCUAAAUUUUCUCCAUCUGGAAAUGCGUUGGCUUUUACUGCUCAUUCAUCAUCUAUUACGAUAGUUUAUCCUAGUGGCAAUGAAAAUCCUCCUGUUAUUUUUACAGUAAAUCUAUCUCAGUUGCCUUAUGUAACUUUAGUAUGGAUUAAUGAAUUUGAAAUCAUUUUUGCUGGUUAUAGUUCUCAGUUGGCAUGUUUUCGAGGAAAUAUCAAUGGAUGGAAAUUCGUUAGAGAAAUAGACGGCUUACAACCUAAAAUUCGUGAUGAUGAUUUAGAAAAUUAUACAUUUAAUACUUUAAAAAAUUCAUUUAGAGAUAUGGAUCUGAAAGGGAAUUCUGAGGAUAUGUCUUUGUCUACAAUACAUCAGAAUACUAUUACACAAUUGUUUAUUUAUCAGAAAAAUGAAACUUCAACUAUCUUAAGUAGCUCAGGGAUUGAUGGAAAACUUAUUAUCUGGAGACUUUGA
Molecule: messenger RNA, 1101 nt
Organism: Pneumocystis jirovecii RU7
Lineage: Eukaryota; Fungi; Ascomycota; Pneumocystomycetes; Pneumocystales; Pneumocystaceae
Exons: 11
Coding region: 1-1101 (366 amino acids)
Biological process (GO): Arp2/3 complex-mediated actin nucleation
Cellular component (GO): Arp2/3 protein complex; actin cytoskeleton
Molecular function (GO): actin filament binding
Source: RefSeq, a predicted model, not a curated record